Molecule: messenger RNA, 3534 nt
Organism: Plasmodium fragile
Lineage: Eukaryota; Apicomplexa; Aconoidasida; Haemosporida; Plasmodiidae
Exons: 5
Coding region: 1-3534 (1177 amino acids)
Source: RefSeq, a predicted model, not a curated record
AUGUCGUAUGCGGCGUUGGGAGUUUUAUUAGCACAUUAUGUGCUGACACGGGGUCUAGUGGAUAGACCGGAGCAGUAUAAGGAAUUCCUACGGACAGAUGUAACAGAGCUACUCGAAGAAUUUGUGGAAUAUAUGGAAAAUGAGGACCUAGACGACCUUGCAGCUAAUUGUUUGAACGUGGGUUACAGGAGUCUGAGCAGAAAUGACAUACUUGUGGCACAGAAAGUCGCGGAUAGACUAAUGUGCACACUCAUGUCACGAGCCUUAUUUUUCAUGAACAGGUGGAGCCCCGGGUCCGCUAGCGCGGACGAUACAGACCCUAAGAAUGAACCGUUGAAGGAACAUAUAAGGUGCGCCAUAGUAAAUGUAUUUAUGUACAUAUUGCUGGAAUCUCCAUGCAAAAGUCAAAUGGGAAUAGAUAAUGCAUGGUACACCAUGGAUCAGCUGGAGACAGGUUCGCCUGGAUUACUUACACAGGGCAAGUGCCACCAGGGCGUGUUUGCAAAUAUACAAAUCCAGGACUUCAACAUGCAGCAAAUGAUUAAGAACUGGUUAAAGAGCAACGGAAGAGUAAAAGGCAAAAUUGAAGGGCCACGCAUACAAAGAAUAUGUACGAAAAGCUUAGCAGAACUUGGUGUGGCCAGGAAGGACGCAAAUGACAUGGAUGACAAAAUAGAACUGCAGGAAGAGGAGAAAGAUGCUAUACGUGAGUUAGGCCAACAACUGAAGGCCAUAGUUCACGAGGUAAAGAAAGAGGUACAGCAAUGCGAGCAGGCAAAUGGCGCAUGCAUGAAGUCUAUCCACAACGUCUCCAGAAGCAAUCCUGAUGAUGACGUAAAUGAGGACCAAGAACGGAACCCGGACGCAGGUGGUACACCAGCACCAAACGGAGCGGAAGAGAAAACCGUUCCUGUGGCCCCACCCACGAAACCAGAGGCUCCACGAGCUAAAGUACCAGAAGUAACAAAGGACGUUAUUCCGGAGAAGCACGGACCGACAAAAGGGACAGGGGAAGAGGGAGUGGCCAGGUCCGAUGAGUCCGCACCGGCACCCGUACCACCACCUCCACCUGAGGCACCACCCCCUGUAUCACCACCGGACUCAUCAGCGGCCGCAGGAGGAGGCACAUCCGUAGUAGGCCAAGGCCCGGAUCAAGGCCCAGGACUUGGACAACAACCCCCACCUCCAUCACCAGACAACGACGCUACCGAAGCUGGAGCCGGAGCAGUAACGCCAGCAUCGAAGGAUACGCAAGAAACAGGUAAGGAAUAUGUACCUGAGGAUGAUGACCUAGUUAAUGUUAAACUUAGAGGCAGUUCUGGUUCUAUAAGUGUAGUUACCUCAACUACUUAUAACAGUGGAGCACCCUCGCAGGAGGACAUAGAGCGAUACGGAGAAACCGCAGAUACAAAAUCGCCAGUAACAGUCCCUGAACCACCACCAGAACCAGAACCAGAACCGCCGGCACCGUCCAGUGCCGGUUCUACAGCAACAUCAUCAGACACAACAACACCAUCACCUGCAGCAGCGACACCAUCCACAGGACCAGCAGGGGCCGGUACCACGAGUGCCAAGAAGGAUGACGACGCCGGCGACAGUAACCCUGUCGUCGAUGGAGGAAACGAUGACCCCCCUCCUCUCAAUCCACCCAAACCAAAACCCAACCCGAACCCCGAUCAAGCGGGGUCCAGCGGCAACAAUAGUAACGGUGGAGUGCCCUCUUUCGAUUUGGACAAAAUAUUUCCAAAGAACAUAAGAAUUGCCGCAGGCGGUGGAUUUACACCACCUAUCACAACACCCGGAUCAUCCACUACAUCGGGUGCAACUCAAGGUGACUACGCUGUCCCCGACCUAACCGCCGACGUCAUCACCGCCACUACUCCCGUACUCUUCUUCCUGUCCGCCGUCAUCGUCGCCCUUCUUGGUUAUUCCCUUUGGAAAUAUUUUGCGUACCUCGGAAAAACACCACGACGAACGUAUCGAACCGUGCGUGACGUGCCGUCACCGCCACUCGACGAAGAAAUACUAGACCAUCUACAACGCGGCGAACUGACACCACCCGAUUACGGGUACACAAUGGUUCGGCAUACGCGGCCAGGCACAUUGCCCGACCGACGACCACGCCCACCGUGCGUGCAUAAGCGCACCAUCAUCGAACUACACUUGGAAGUGCUCAACGAAUGUGAAGCGGCAGAUUGGGAACACGGCAAACACGAUUUUUACGGGAUUCUUGUGCAGGCGUUUGCGCGUGACUUGGAGCAGGACGAGGAAACGAAUAACAACAUCUUGGGUGUUUCUACCUCAGACCAUGGUUCUGCAGGGACCAAUGUUUCAGCCACCGUGCAUCCAUCCACUGACUCGGACGCAACAGAUUCAUGUCCACCUAACGAAGAUGAUCCAUGGAGUUGUAUGGAAACCAUACAGUUCGCCACGGACCCUUGCCCGCCACAUGACCCCGAUCCAUGGAGUUGUAUGCACACUAUACCGUUAGCAACGGACCGUGCUGCGCCUAACGACGCAGACCCCGAUCCAUGGAGUUGUAUGGAACACAUACAGUUAGAAACUGACACUUGUGCAACGCAUGCCUGCGAUCCAUGGAGUUGUAUGGAAAAAAUACAGUUAGCAACGGACCCUUGUGCACCGAAUGAACACGACCCCGAUCCAUGGAGUUGUAUGGAAACUAUACAAUUACAAACGGACCCUUGCCCACCUAAUGACCCCGAUCCAUGGAAUUGUAUGGAACCCAUACCGUUAGAAUCGGACCCUUGUGCACCGAAUGAACACGAUCCAUGGAGUUGUAUGGAAACGAUAGAGUUCGCAACGGACCCGUGUCCACCGAAUGCAGCCGACCCCGCUCCAUGGCGUUGUAUGGAACGCAUACAGUUAGAACGCGACCCUUGUGCACCGCAUGACCCCGAUCCAUGGAGUUGUAUGGAAAAUAUCGACUUAGAUGCAGAACAGAAUGCUCAUUCCCACCCCGACCACGUGACGUCGUACUGCACCCAUUGGAUCCCUUGGAUUGACCGGCACAAGCACCUAUUGCAGCAGUGCACGACGCAGCCAUGGUUUUCGCAAUUGACAUCGGAAUGGAAACAAUACCUGCGUGAGCACAUGGCGGCAGACGAAGUAUCUGGCAACAGUGAACUCGGUGAAGCAGCCACCAUGCAGAUGCAGAAACUGCGGUUGUGGAAACAAUGGGUUGCCCAACAACAUGCGCUUAUGCAUAUAUAUGGUGAGGACGAGUGGUUUCAACAUUUGUUGAAUAAUGUACAGGAGGAGACAGUGUCGGAAAAAGGCGAAGUAUCAGUAGUCGACCAAGACUUCGACGUGGAAAAAGUAAUGGGAACAGCAGAUAUGCUACGAGUGCAACAUAUACCACGCAUGCAACCGCUGAAUAAGCAACCUUACAUGAAAAAACGGUUAACUGCCAAAUUGUGGAUUCUCCUGCUCGCGUCCGUAAUCGAAAAAUGUGAAAUCGAGAGUAGUAUGCACGAUAGGGAGCUAUAUGUGGAUGCUCUAUUGGAACAGCUCUGA